Molecule: messenger RNA, 602 nt
Organism: Oryza brachyantha (malo sina)
Lineage: Eukaryota; Viridiplantae; Streptophyta; Magnoliopsida; Poales; Poaceae
Exons: 3
Coding region: 34-315 (93 amino acids)
Source: RefSeq, a predicted model, not a curated record
CCACCUUCCCCCCAACCUCGCGAAACCCUAGCCAUGGCGUGGCGCGGCGCCGCCUCCCGCACCGUCCUCGCGGCCGUCCGUCGCCCGGCGCCCUCCGCCGCCGCGCGCGCCGCACUCCGCGCCCCUCCUCCCGCCGCCGGCCCGCGCCGCGUCCCGUCCGCCUUCGCGUCCCCCUCCUCGUCGCCGGUCGCGGCCGCACGGCCACUGGCGGCGAUGAUGGGGUCGCCGCUGACGACGGCGGCGUUGCUGGCGCGGCUGACGGCGCACCCGGCGGCCAGCGUGCGGGCGUGCUGCGAGCUCUCCCAGGGUACUUGAAGUUACCAUGUAGAUUCACUGUCCUUUGAAAAGGAUACAACUCUUCUUGGAUGUGUCUUUUGGAAGGCUGUUCUGGUGUUUCUAUCAACUGCAAAGUUAGAAGAAACUCUCCAGCAAAAGCUUGUCUCAAAGUUUCUAGCUUAGACAGAGAAAUAAUUUCCUGUUAUUAUGACAUGGCCUGCAUGGCUGGGCCUAUGAAUUUAGCCCCUUUUUUCGUUGUUGCCCACUUACAACUGCAUGUUGAGAUGCUUUGGUCUCCCAUUUCAAUUGACCUGAGUAUUGUGAUA